UUGAGAAUGAGUGAAAUCAGACUACAGGAUCAUGGCUAAACAUUGGUGUAUGGUGUCCCUGUGGAUUGUCUACAGUCUUCUGGUCUUAAAUGUUGCAGCAUUCAACCUGGACACCCAGAAUGUUCUGCUAAAACAAGGAGAUCCAGGCUCUUUGUUUGGAUUUUCUGUUGCUUUCCACCAACAGCUGAGCCCUGCCAGAAGAAAUCUAUUGCUUGUGGGAGCUCCACGUGCAAAACACCAGAAUCAAGUGAAUGUUACAGGAGUUGUUUACAGUUGUGAUCUGAAUUCAACAUCUGACCGCUGUCAACCCAUCGAGUUUAACAAUAAAGAAUUUCUCACUAGUAAAGGCAUAAACAACCAGUGGAUGGGAGUUAAAGUCACAAGUCAAGGUCCUGGUAAAAACGUAUUGGCUUGUGCUCACCGAUAUCAGGAGGGGAGUUCAAGCCGCUACGUCCCUCAUGUACUUACUGGUCAGUGCUACUUAUUAGGAGAUAACCUGCAAGUUGGGGAGGAAGAAAGGAGGUGGAGGAGGGUAGUUUGUGACUUUGAACACCUGAGUAGACGGCAAAAGGACCAUGAGUGGUUCGCAUACUGCCAACAGGGUCAUGGAGCAUCUUUUGCAAAGGAUAACACUUCAUUGCUAAUUGGAGCACCAGGAGCUUACCAGUGGAAAGGAAUUGUACGAAUGGAGCGUUUGGAUGACCUGGACUUCGACAGUGAAGAGCCUCGUGAAACUGGAGAUAUCGAACAGUUUAACCACAAACUCAUUCCUCUCCAGAGAAACAGCUACCUGGGGUUUUCUGUAGACUCUGGGAUGGCCCUCCUCAAACAGGGUGAGCUGACAAUCGUAUCAGGAGCUCCCCGAGGGGGUUACAGCGGCCAGGUGGCAUUCCUGAAGACGGACCCUGUGGCCAGGAGAAAUCUCUCUGUGGAGCUGGUUCUGUCAGGACCGGGUCUGGCCUCAUCCUUUGGUUACGAUGUGGCAGUGCUGGAUCUUAAUAAUGAUGGGUGGGAGGAUCUUGCUGUAGGAGCUCCAGAGUUCUUUGUGAAAGACAGCAUGAUCGGAGGAGCGGUUUUCAUCUUUAUUAACACCAAAGGAAAACACUGGGAGAAAAUUGUUCCCAUCGAACUUCAUGGGAACAAGGAGUCCAUGUUUGGCCUUGCGGUGGAAAAUAUAGGAGACAUCAACCGGGAUGGUUAUGGAGAUAUUGCAGUGGGGGCACCGUAUGAUGACUCUGGGCGAGUUUAUCUUUACUGUGGGUCACCCGAGGGUAUCAACAGAAAACCAGCACAGAUACUUUCACCAGGAUUGAAGACGGUGAAUCUAUUUGGAUAUUCUCUGAGUGGUAACCUGGACAUGGAUAACAAUCAGUACCCUGAUGUGGCUGUAGGAUCACUUUCAGACCACGUUUUUAUUUUCAGAGCAAAGCCAGUGGUCAGUCUGAGCUCCUCUCUUCAGAUAACACCAAAUCAAAUAGAUAUAAAGAAGAAAAGGUGCAGUGAACGGACGUGUUAUUUUGCAGGUCAGGCUUGCUUUACUUACAUGUCACAUCCAGCAUCUUUUAACCCAAACCUGAUGCUCAACUACACUUUCGAGGCUGACUUUGGUCAGAAAAGGUCCAGACCCAGAGUGAUCCUCCAAGGCUCCUCCCAAGGAAAACUGGAACUCUCUGCACAACGAAAACAAAUCUGUACUCGUAUGAAGCUCCAACUUCUGAGAGAAAUCGUCGACAAACUGCGAAGCAUCCCUGUCUCUGUGACGGUGUCUUUGUGGAACUCCACGGAGACAACCUCAGUGAGUUCAGAUCAGUCCAACAUGUAUCCUGUCCUGAACAUUUAUCAACAGAGCACUACUGUGACUGAGAUCACUCUAAUGAAUCAGGGUUGUGGCAGCGACAACAUCUGCCAAAGCAAUGUACAAUUACACUACAAGUUCUGUUCAAAAAUGACACAAAAUGACCGAAACAUUUUUAAAUCACUUGUCAGAGAUGAAGGUGUUGCUGUCAUCACUCCUUCUGAUGAAGAAAUUGCUUUGGAGAUUACUGUGACUAACAGAAAUGGGGAUGAUGCCCAUCAGUGUCACUCAGUCAUCAUUCUCCCAGAUACAGUGCGCUACUCAUCAGUUUUGUUUAGUGUAGCAGAGGAAGACAUCGGCUGCACAGCUAAUGGCAAUGGAACGCUGAUAGACUGUGAUCUAGGAAAUCCUCUCCGAAGAGACACUGAGGUUACAUUUUACAUCAUGCUAACAACUUCUGGCAUCUCACUGAAUACAACGGUUGUCAAUGUUACCCUGCAGCUUGAAACAACAAGCGUACAGCCGAUACAGCUGAUUGAGGCUUCGGCCAAAGUGGUUUUUGAGCUGGAGCUGCAAGUAAAUGGGCUACUCAGGCCCUCACAAGUUUCCCUCGGUGAUAUUAUGAAGGGGGAAAGUGCCAUAAAUUCAGCAAAUGAUAUCGGCCCAUCAGUUCAAUAUGAAUUCAGGAUUACAAACUUGGGCAGGCCACUGAAGUCUUUUGCAAAUGCAUCACUCAACAUCAACUGGCCAAAAGAGAACUCAGUAGGAAAAUGGCUUCUGUACUUGGUUCACAUACACAGUGAAGGAGUUCACACUGUCCCCUGUACACCUGUAGAUGAGGUCAACCCACUCAAACUAGUGAAGGGUUGGGAUGCUCCACCCAGAAAAAGACGUGAAGCUAAACUUGAAUCUUCCUCAACUGAAGGCCUUUCAAUUAUUCCAUCAAGAAGAAAAUACAAAACUUUGACUUGCUCUGAUGGAAUGGGGUGCGUGCAGAUUCGCUGCCCCCUGCUGGGUCUUGACAGUACUGCAAGGGUAGUUCUGCACUCUCGCCUUUGGAACACAACGCUGGCUGAGGAUUACAGCUCCUUGAAUUACCUCGACAUUGUUGUGGAAGCUUCUCUGAGCCUAAGCAGCUCUUUUGAGAAUAUUGGACUUAAAUCAAUAAGACCGGUGACUCAGGUAAAGCUGACGGUGUUCCUUGAAAGAAAGGUUAAAUUCUUGACCAAAGUUGCGUGGUGGAUCAUCUUCCUGACAGUCCUGUCUCUGUUGCUGUGUUUGGGUUUUAUUGUCUACUUAUUAUGGAAGCGGGAUUGCAUCCGCGGCCUCGCCCAUAAAAACAAACAGUCACAUGAUCAAAAAGCAGAGAUGGCUCCUCUCAAAGGCUAAAAGCAGUGAUGUCUCAAAGGUUUGACAAGAUGAUCUCAAACCGAUAAUGUUAUUAUCCUCUGCUGCAUCUUUUAGAGUAUAAUAAAAGUAAGACAUUAAACCUCAGUAUAAAUGUGCAAUUGCUCUGAUGUACUAUCUAGAAUAUAUAAAUUAUAUUCAGAAAUCCAGAUUAUUUUAGCUGUGCUUUCAAGUAUUUUUGUGAAAUAAAAGGCAAACGUUUUCCUUCAGAUUUUUAAUGAAGAUAUCACUGGUUUGAUAACAAAAAACAGUUACAACAUUAAAAAAGUUGUGCCGAACUUUCACCUCGACAGGAAUGUUUGUAGAAGUUAUCAAAGACUGAAGGACGUUUUUGAAGUUUAACAUAUAGACCGGAUGCUGCCACUCAAUUAUCUGGCUGCUGAUCAUCAAAAGCACAUCAUUAAAAUACUUUAAUUUGUCAUGUGAUUUAAUACUGUGUGUGUGGCGAAACAAUGUACAUGAGUACCACUGCUUCUGCUGAAAGGUUCUUGUUCCAAACGUCCAACUUGCUGGCAUUAAGGAGACAAAAGGUUUGGCUCAGAAUGAACAUUUUUAAAACGGAACAAAUAAAAAGGUCUUGCUUUUGUUGACGACAGUG
Girardinichthys multiradiatus is the source of this 3800-nucleotide messenger RNA. Its product is annotated as integrin alpha-6-like. The coding region runs from base 32 to 3184 and encodes 1050 amino acids. Gene Ontology annotation, molecular function: integrin binding. The transcript is spliced from 25 exons. Gene Ontology annotation, cellular component: external side of plasma membrane; integrin complex. Lineage: Eukaryota; Metazoa; Chordata; Actinopteri; Cyprinodontiformes; Goodeidae. The record is from RefSeq and is a predicted model, not a curated record. Gene Ontology annotation, biological process: cell-matrix adhesion; integrin-mediated signaling pathway; cell-cell adhesion.